This is a messenger RNA of Penicillium pulvis, 786 nucleotides long. RefSeq names its product ureidoglycolate hydrolase. Bases 1 to 786 code for a protein of 261 amino acids. Gene Ontology annotation, molecular function: ureidoglycolate hydrolase activity; ureidoglycolate lyase activity. Lineage: Eukaryota; Fungi; Ascomycota; Eurotiomycetes; Eurotiales; Aspergillaceae. Gene Ontology annotation, biological process: allantoin catabolic process. The record is from RefSeq and is a predicted model, not a curated record. The transcript has a single exon.
AUGGCACCAAUACUCACCACCAACCCGACCCUCACACUAACCCCCGAGCCUCUCACACCUAUCAACUUCGCACCAUUCGGCACAGCAAUCUGCUCUCCCAUCCCACGAGAUCUCAAUGUCGCUCCCCAGCCCUCAACUCUCCCACCAUAUAGUCCAGCUCCAGUCCUGGCAAACCAAAAUUCCGCCCUGAAAUACAGUCCCAUCUCCCCAAUGCUCGAUCGCUAUUCGACCGGUCCAUCUGGGACGGCCAGCUCCGCACGCAUGACAAUGUUCUGCUGCUUCCCGCGUCCAUUGCGCACGAUCACGCAGGGCCGAAGCUCUGAGAAAGAGGUAUUCGAUGUACGCAUCCUCGAGCGUCACCCCUUCACCAACCAGACAUUCAUCCCAGUCGAUUUGUCGAGCCACUCGAAGGUCGGCAAUGGAGAGGAGGAACCUAUCUUCUUGGUUGUUGUUGCACCUACUCUAAAGGGUGAGGUCGCAACGGCUAAGAACGCCGCGGGCGAGACGAUUAAAAUCCGGGAUCCACCUGAUCUCAAGAAUAUCAAGGCAUUUAUUGCGCGCGGGGGACAGGCUGUGACAUACGGUGUUGGGACGUGGCAUGCGCCCAUGGUGGUUUUGGGUCGUCGACGGGUGGACUUCGUCGUGGUGCAACAUGUUAACGGGGUUGAUGAUGAGGAUUGCCAAGAGGCUGCAUUUGGGGAGGGCAUUGUGGUGGAUUUGGGUGGGAAAGGAGAAUAUGGACGAAAAGCGAAUGAUCCACCGAAGCUGUGGACAGCAAAGCUCUAG